AUGAUUUUCAAUAAAACUUUCAUUCUAUCUGUUUUCAUUCUUUUUCAAAAUUUGCCGUAUGCUUCGGGAUUAUCGUAUAAUGAUUUGAGAAAAAAUUUGAUUCCCGAUCUUUCCACCUUGGACGAAAAUCAAAUCAUUGAAUUAAUAUAUUUUCCGUGUCAUGAGCAUUGCAUUAAAGUAAAUGAUGUUUCAAAUGUAAAUGUACUUUUGAAUCCAACUUUAAGGACCAAUCAGAUUUCACUUGAGAAUAAACAGGCAGGAAACUGGCAAGUACAAAAACAAUUAUUUGCAUUCAUGAUUGGAGAACUCGUGUCAAAAUAUUUGGAUGUCAACUUAAGUAGCGAUUGUCAAAGUAUUAAGAUCAAAUUAAUGAAGCAAAAUAAGAAAGAGCAUGAUGUCAUCACUCGUAAUGCUUACGAUGAUUCAUCAUCACCGUCAGAUACAUCACCGAAAACAUAUUCAUUCAAGGUUGAUAAAAAGGUUUCAAUCGAAACCUGCGAGGCAUUCACCUCGAUGUGUGAUAAGAUGAUUUCGACGACAUGUUCUUCAAAGAGCACAAUCAAAAAUAACAGUUGUUCACAAUUAUCAUCAAAUCGAUUCACAUCGAAAUGCUUUUGCGAUAAUGAUAAACAAGUUUCAUUUUCCGAGAGGAUUUCAGAAAUGUUACAACCAAGUAGCAUUAAAGUUACAUCAGACCAUUGCAAUUUUAAUUGUCAUGAAUAUCAAAGGGCGUGUAAUGAGAAAUGUAAAGUUGUAUUUGCAAUAAUGGAGUUCGAAAAACAAAUAGAAUCCUUGACUCCUUUAAACAUAGAUGUGAAUUUAAAUUAA
Funneliformis caledonium is the source of this 828-nucleotide messenger RNA. NCBI's taxonomy places the organism in Eukaryota, Fungi, Glomeromycota, Glomeromycetes, Glomerales, Glomeraceae. The record is from the annotation of a GenBank genome assembly.